Molecule: messenger RNA, 4110 nt
Organism: Sceloporus undulatus (fence lizard)
Lineage: Eukaryota; Metazoa; Chordata; Lepidosauria; Squamata; Phrynosomatidae
Gene: PDE2A
Product: phosphodiesterase 2A
Exons: 31
Coding region: 112-2991 (959 amino acids)
Biological process (GO): cGMP catabolic process; regulation of mitochondrion organization; positive regulation of gene expression
Cellular component (GO): mitochondrial outer membrane; cytosol; perinuclear region of cytoplasm
Molecular function (GO): 3',5'-cyclic-AMP phosphodiesterase activity; protein homodimerization activity; 3',5'-cyclic-GMP phosphodiesterase activity
Source: RefSeq, a predicted model, not a curated record
CCAGCAGGCGAAGGCAAGGCAAGGCAAGGCAAGGCAAGGCAAGGGAGAGGCUGGGUCCGGCUGGGGGCCCCCGCGUGGCCUGGGCUCCGGGCCAAAGGAUGCGGAGGAGCCAUGGGCCAGGCUUGCGGACACUCCAUCCUCUGCCGGAGCCAGCAGUACCAGCCGGGCAGCAACGCCAACAGCGCCAGCAACGCCUCUGACCCCCGACGGGGCCAGCAGGUCUUCCUGAAGGCUGAGGAGGCUGCCAGCCCGGGCUCAGACACGCUCCAGGAUGCCUUGCUGAGCCUGGGCUCCGUGAUUGACCUCUCCAGCCUCCGAGAAGUCAUCAAAGAUGCCAUUGCUUCAGUGCUGCCCAAAGUGGAAAGAGUGUAUGUGUACCUCUUGGAUGGAGAGGCUCGGCUGACCUGCAACGACCCACCGCAUGAACUAUCCCAGGAAGGGAAGCUCAGAGAUGCCAUCCUCAAUAAGAAGAGAGUGGACUGCAAUGGGCUGCCACUGGCCGAACUGCAGGGCAAGCCAGUGGCCGGUUUGGCCGCACCGCUAGCCCCCGAUAAGAAAGUCUUGAUCAUCCCUUUGGUGGACAAGGAUGCAGGGACCGUGGUUUGCGUCAUCCUGGUGCAAUGCGGCCAACUCAGUGAACCUGAUGAGCACAACCUGCGUGCCUUGGAAAAACACAUCUUGGUCUCCUACAAGCGGAUCCAAGCCCUGCAGAAGCUGCAGCCCUGGCCGCAGGUCAACCUGUCUACCAGCUCUUCGCAGAACUCGCUUUCGAAAAUCGGAGAGGCUCCCAAGGGCAGCUACAGUGAUUUGGACCGAAAGAUUCUCCAGUUGUGCGGGGAGCUGUACGACUUGGACGCUGCCUCACUCCAGCUGAAAGUAAUUAAUUAUCUGAAGCAGGAAACUCAGUCGCCAUGUUGCUGCCUCCUCUUGGUCUCAGAAGAUAACCACCAGCUUUUCUGUCAGGUUGUGGGCGAUAAAGUCCUGGAGGAGGAAAUCAGUUUUCCUUUAACAGUUGGCCAUUUGGGAAGCGUUGUGGAGGAGAAGAAGUCGAUCACUCUGCAAGACAUCAGCUUGGAGGAGCACAAGCAACUAAACAGCAUGCUGGGAUUCGAGGUGACAUCCAUGCUCUGCGUCCCCGUCAUGAGCAGGGCCACUUCCCAGGUGGUUGCUCUGGCCUGCGCUUUCAACAAACUUGGGGGAGAGAGCUACACGGACCUCGAUGAGCACAAAAUCCAGCACUGCUUCUGCUACACUUCCACGGUGCUGACCAGCACACUGGCCUUCCAGAAGGAGCAGAAACUCAAAUGCGAGUGCCAGGCUCUUUUGCAAGUGGCGAAGAACCUCUUCACUCAUCUCGACGAUGUUUCGGUGCUGCUGCAAGAGAUCAUCACAGAAGCACGGAAUCUCAGCAAUGCUGAAAUAUGCUCUGUUUUCCUGCUGGACCGAAGCAGCCAUGAACUGGUGGCCAAGGUGUUUGACGGAGGAGUGGUGGACGAUGAGAGCUACGAGAUCCGGAUUCCAGCGGAUCAGGGCAUCGCAGGCCAUGUGGCCACAACGGGGAAGAUCCUCAACAUCAAGGACGCCUACUCCCAUCCGCUCUUCUACCGUGGGGUGGACGACAGUACUGGGUUCCGCACCAGGAACAUCCUCUGCUUCCCCAUCAAGGAUGAGAACCAAGAAGUCAUCGGUGUGGCGGAGCUGGUUAACAAAAUCAAUGGGCCCUGGUUCAGCAAGUUUGAUGAGGACUUGGCCACCGCAUUCUCCAUCUACUGUGGCAUCAGCAUCGCCCACUCUCUGCUCUACAAGAAGGUCCGUGAAGCCCAGUACCGAAGCCACCUUGCCAAUGAGAUGAUGAUGUACCACAUGAAGGUAUCGGAUGAUGAAUACACCAAGCUCCUCAACGAAAAGAUCUCGCCAGUUUCAGUCAUCGACACAAGCUUUGCCAAAUUCACGUACACUCCACGCUCUCUUCCUGAGGACGACACAUGUAUGGCUAUUCUGAGCAUGUUGCAAGACAUGAACUUCAUCAGCAGCUACAAAAUUGACCGUGAAACGCUUGUCAGGUUCUGCCUGAUGGUGAAAAAGGGAUACAGGGAUCCUCCGUACCACAACUGGAUGCACGCCUUCUCCGUUUCUCACUUCUGCUAUCUGCUCUACAAAAACCUGGAGCUGGUCAACUAUUUGGAAGACAUCGAAAUAUUUGCCUUGUUCAUCUCCUGCAUGUGCCAUGACCUGGACCACCGGGGCACCAAUAACUCCUUCCAGGUCGCUUCGAAAUCAGUCCUGGCCGCCUUGUACAGCUCAGAAGGCUCUGUCAUGGAGAGGCAUCAUUUUGCUCAAGCGAUUGCCAUCUUGAACACUCAUGGCUGUAAUAUCUUUGACCAAUUCUCCCGGAAGGAUUAUCAAAGGAUGCUGGAUCUCAUGAGAGACAUUAUUCUGGCCACGGACCUGGCUCACCAUUUGAGGAUCUUCAAAGACCUCCAGAAGAUGGCUGAAGUCGGCUACGAUCCCAAGAACAAGCAGCACCAUAGUCUCCUGCUGUGCCUUCUCAUGACCUCCUGCGACCUCUCCGACCAGACGAAAGGCUGGAAAACCACCCGCAAGAUCGCAGAGCUGAUUUACAAAGAGUUCUUCUCCCAAGGAGAUCUGGAGAAAGCGAUGGGUAACCGGCCGAUGGAGAUGAUGGAUCGGGAGAAAGCCUACAUCCCUGAGUUGCAGAUCAGCUUCAUGGAGCACAUUGCAAUGCCCAUCUACAAGUUGCUCCAGGACCUCUUCCCCAAGUCGUCCGAGCUUUACGAGAGGGUGGCCAGUAACCGAGAACACUGGACCAAAGUGUCGCACAAGUUCACCAUCCGGGGCCUCCCCAGCAACAACUCCCUGGACUUCCUGGACGAAGAAUAUGACCUGCAGACCAUGGGAGACAGUGACGGCAUCAAGAUGAACGGCUGCCUGGACUCAGAAGACGGGCACUUGGAGGUGGAGCUGGAAUGAUGCCUCACUUUGGGAGGUAGAGCUGGGAAGCUGUUCCGCCUCCCCCACUUUGCAGGGACCGGACACACACAAGUGCAACUUUUGUAACCCUUUCCCUCCAGGGAAAGGAUGGGGCUGAUUUUGGAAACAAACCAACAUGGUUCUUAUUUAUACUACAAGCUCCAUCCGCUGCAGGCAUUUUCUUCUAGCCACACAUACCCUUGCCACUCCAACACCCCACAUCCCACCCGUCCUUGCUGCUCUACUGCCUCUCACCAGCUUCAUCCAUUAACCCCAGAACUCUGCCAGCUUGCGGUUGUUGACUGCACUCUUGCACUGUUGAGUUUAAUGAAUGCACAACCCUUUCCUCCCCAUCCCCGUUGGCACCGCUUCCUUAGUUCAGACAUUGCAUCAUUGACCCAUUGAUGUCUUGCUAGAGACGGAGUUCUUUUGGGGUGGCCCAGGUGAGAUGUGUGUUAACCCAUGCAAAGCCAAAGUCUCUGGUUUUCAGGUAAAGGAAAAGGGAAACCUUCAGGUGCUGGAGAUGCUCAGAAAGCAUUCACUCCUGCAGGACUAGAUGAUAUCCUUAUAUUCCACCAAGGGGUUCUCAGGCUUGAAAGAACUCUGCUUUACAAUGGCGAUCUGUAAGCAAAUGAGCAGCUACCCCAGGGGUUGCAAACAGCCAAUUUACAAGAGCCUUAGCGCAUGACAAAAGAAAGCAGAGACGCAGCAACAGAGAAGCGGUUUUCUCCUUGCCUCUCUGCAUGAUGUUGAAGCACGUCUAUUCUCUUCCUGGGAGAGACAGUCGUAAAAGUGUGACUUUUGUCAGGCUGGAAAAAUCUGUUUGGCAAAGGCAUGCUUUUAUUACCAUCUCCCUCUGGAAGGAGAACUGGAGUGCUGCGAUGUCAUGCGGAGAGGCAAGAAGAAAGCCACUUGUCUCUCACUUCCACUUAGCUUUCUUUUCUCAUGCGAUAAGGCUCUAAGUAUCAUUCUCCCUUUGUCACACUGGUUCUGGACCACAAUGAGAUGCAACUUGGGCCUGUUUCCCAUUGUAGCCCAGGGUGGCCACCCAGUCCACCAGCGAUGGGCAGAAUUCUCCUCUACCCUUUUUACAAAUAAUACAGGUUUUCUGAAAGUUUA